UUUACUAACCCUGCGAGUGCGAAACCUAUUUAUUAUUCGCAUUUGUUAUAAAUAAAAUUAAUUGGACAUUAGUGAUGUACCGCGUCCUAUAUGGGCGAUUGCUGGUAGUGCCAGUUACGGCGGACGUGCGCACUUUGCACAGCGCAGCACCGUUGUUUGCCGCAGCCAAGAAAACAACAUCCGCCGCUGGAGGAGUAAUGGGGUUAGGCAAAGGCAAAAAGAAACUAGGAAAGCUGGGUACCAUGGAGAAGCGUGAACUGCCAGUAGAAACGGACCCACAGAAGCUUGUCACUCAAGUGUGUGGCGCCAAUAUCUAUACCACAGGAGAGGACCCCAAGCUGGGCCCAGACAGCGAGUACCCCGACUGGCUCUGGGAGCUGCACACGGGCCCUGCACCGCCACUGGAGUCGCUGGAUCCCGAUACGAAGGCCUACUGGCUACGCGUGCGCGCCGCAGGCAUGCGCCGCAAUAACAAGCUACGAUCGCUGCGCAAGUUUUAGAUUUUAUAAUUGCCUUUGUCUCUGGAAUGUCUCAUUUAAUUUAAAUGUUGCCUUUUUUCUCGAUAUGAAAUGAUGUUGUAUGCAGUGUACGGCAACGGCAAAGUUUUAUGGUGUUCUUUAACCUUUUCGACGCCGCGUCAAUCACAAAAGCUGUCACUCGGACGCCACGUAACCGAAGUGUCAAAACUGAAAUUGAACUUUAUGCAUAUGCACGUAGGUCUAUGUUGCUCUGUGGUCUGUGACCGAUUAAUCGAUCUUUGGCGUUGGACCUGUGCGGUUCGGAUAUAUCGGUCAUUGGCGUUCAAAAGGUUAAAUAUCGCAUUUCAACAAGUUGCACAGAAAUUUUAACAAAACUAGUCAAGGUUUUGAGAACAAUCUUUUUGUGUUGAAACUUUAUACCUCUUGGACAGUGUUCAAGCAAAUGUAUUUCAUAGUUAAAUUAAAACAGAAGAGAAGUUGUUUCCUGGGUGGAUCAUUGAGAAAACUCAGAAUAAAUGAGGAUGCCUAGUUUAUAAGUAGGAAGUGUAAAUAAAAUGUUAGUUUUUAAA
Molecule: messenger RNA, 1048 nt
Organism: Cydia fagiglandana
Lineage: Eukaryota; Metazoa; Arthropoda; Insecta; Lepidoptera; Tortricidae
Gene: mRpL54
Product: large ribosomal subunit protein mL54
Exons: 3
Coding region: 75-500 (141 amino acids)
Cellular component (GO): mitochondrial large ribosomal subunit
Molecular function (GO): structural constituent of ribosome
Source: RefSeq, a predicted model, not a curated record